GGCCCGGGGCUCCCAUGGAAACGCCGGCCCCGGGGCCUGCUGGGGCCGGUAGUUUUCCUUCGGCAGCUCGUCAGACGACCGGGCUCGUCUCCGAGGCUGCCCCGGGUCAGGCGGGGUCCGCGGGCAGGCUGCGGAGAAGCCUACUAACCCAGAUAUACCUAUUUGUCUGUCAAGGUGUGGAUUAUGGAAGAGCAACUGAUAAACAACUGCAUCCUUGAUCAGUUUGUUAAUAGCCAUGAGCAGUCAUACGAAGAGUUUCUAAGCACAUUCACUUAUUUUUUGCAAGAGGAAGAGGGGAAGACAAUUCAAGGACGUAAAAAAUCCUUAAGAAAAUCAUUUUCUGCUUCUGAGAUCUCAAAUGGAGAUAAACAGGAUGGUUUCCCUGGAAGAGGCAAAGAAAAGCUCAUGUCUUUCCCACCACAGAUGCCAAAUGAGAAUAAGACGGUCAUAAAUGAGAGCUGGAAAGCUGGUGGCUCUGAUGGAAAUGGUCUCAGUCUAUCUGAAAGAGCACAGGUGGACCAUUACUUAGAAACAGACAUAGAUCGAGAGCCAUGCAGUGCAGGGUCAUUUGUUCUUCCAGGAGAGGUGGAAGAGACAGUGACUUGCUAUACACCUGCUUUUGAAAAGCCUGUUCAACGGAAGUUCAGAACCUCCUCAGUUGGACACACACUGAACAACAAAGCACAAGAGCUACUGGGAGAUGAUGUUCAACCAUUCUUACUUGAUGAGGAAUUUGAUUAUGACGAUGUGGCACUGACCCCUAAGUUCUCUGAAGCUGAGCUGAUGACCAUGAAAGAAUUGUCUGAAGAGAAGAAAAGGGGACAGAUGUAAAGCCCAGCAGGAGCUGAAGUCUGAAUCAGAUGCACCCUGAAUGGCAUUCUGUGCAGUGCUGGUGAAAUAGCAUUUUAGAGAAUAAAUUAAACUUCUCCUUGUACCCUUACUAAAUGCUUUUUAUCUGCAUGGACAGGAAAUGACAUCCUCAGGAUUUUCUUUGUUCCAUCAAGGUGCCUUGGAGCCUGAGGUUGGCUUUCUCUAGGACUCCUAGACUUAGUCUGAAUGAAAACACAGAAUAGAAAGGUAGUGCUUGCUCAAAGCUGCUUGUAUAGUAGACCUUCAGUCAGUGAGGAAUGUUUACCAUCUUUUUAAAUUUUGUGCAUUGAUUUGUUUAGGCAUUCAGGUUGGCUAAGGAGGUCUUUAUCGGUCCCUAAACCCAAAGGGAGUUUUGUAUAGAUCAGUGGCCUUUGAUGUUCUUAGCUCAGCUUCUUUGUUGUUUUUGAGGUGGUACAAAGCAGCUGGAAGGUGUUUGAAAUGACAGACAGCUCCGAAUUCCCAUUUGUUUAAAAAAAAAAAAAAAAGAAAAAUCCCUGACUGGAGUAAAGCCCAUCCAGCCUCUAGGCAUGCUGGAAUAACUGCUCCAUGAGACCAAAACAAGCUGGUGUGAUUCAGAAUAACAGGCAUGGCUACUCUGGCAUAUAUUUGGUAGCAACUAGCCUAACGGUAGUCCUAAGGCUGUCUGACUAUUUCUUUCUGUAAUGUAGAGCUGAAAGAACUUUUUGCAGCUAACAUGUUGGUCUGUAGACUCCUUCUCUGUCAUUAUAAGAUUUAAAGAUGUGGAGUUAUACCAGUGAAUAAAUUUGGGGGUAUUUUUUUCUCUUUUCUGAGUUGCUUUAGUUCUGCAGAGACAUAAAUAUGCCAGGUUAUUGUAAAUUCUUUUGAAAGAGUUGAUCAAAAUUGCUGCUGUGUAACUACUGACAAUUAAACUUGCAAUGCUACAAAAACCCAUCCAGACAGAAAGAAACAUAGUGAUCUAAUCCAUUAAAGAAAUUGGCAUCGAGAGGCUGUCAGAUUUAACUUUUUUUUUUUUUUGAGAUGAUUCUAGGUACCGGCUUAUGCCUUAUGCUUAGCAUCACUGAAAUUCAGCGAGCUCUGGAGUUUGAUAGAGUACAAGACUGUUUUGUUCCUUUGUCAGAAAUUUAUAAGAACAAAGAAUGGGAUGAGUAAGAAAUAAGUUCUGGAAGAGCCCUGUGAGCCAAUCCAGGAAGAGGAAACUGCUUUACCAAGACAGCAAGGUCAGCCUUUAAAGGCAUCAACAGAGAAACAGGGUAUACAACUUCCUUAACAUAGGUAUUUCUUGCAAAUAUGCAGUAAAGAACUUUUAGAUUAAGAGAGCUCUGUACAGUUUGUUAUUUUGAAAAUGAAGAAUCAACCAUAAAGAUGGCCUUUUGCGAGUUUAUGAAAUGACUGAUGAUGAAUUUGGCAUCUUUCUUUAUACAUAUAUUUUUAGAAAAGUACAAAGUACAGAAACUAUAGAUAAGUUGUGUUGGAGUCCUGUCAUCAGUGUAGUCAAUAUAACUUAUCCAGGGGUUCAUAAUGAUCUUCAGUCCAAAUCAGCUCUGGAAACUAAGUGCAUUUCCUAUUCAUUUCAUUAACAAUCUUUUUCUGUACAUGAGGGAUGCAUUCAGCCAUUCAGUUCCUCCUCUCACAGGCAGAUGAUUCUCUUACCAAAUGUUCAGAGUACCUAUUAAGCUCCGUAAGUGUCAUUCAGUAUAGUCAUUAUAUGGUUCCAUUAGAUGUAAAGAAACACUUUGCUGCAGAAUACCUAACAAAAUGGGAACUCUUUGGUAACAUUCAUCCUAAGCAGAGAAAUGAGGAUAAUUUACUUACACUUACAUUACUCUUUGCUCUUUUUGCUCUUUGUUAGCAGAGACAGAUACGAUAAUCUCUACCACAGUGGAAAUUAGCCAAUGUAGGCUAACUUUUCCAAGUGUGACAUGUUGGCUAUAUUGGACAUAUUAGUGGUUGUUUUUGGCUUGUACCUUUUAUCUGACUGUCCUUCACAGGGAAGGCCUAUUUUCCUUUUCUCCAUUACCAAAUCGUUUUUAAGAACAUACUUGAUGUGCAUGUUAGAUUUUAUACAUAUACAUGGAUUUAGCUACCGGGAUUCGUAUCUGUAUUUCUGAGGUGUUUUGAAGUCUGAAUAAUAUAUAUUUUUCCUCUUUAAUUUUUUAGGUUUUCAGCAGGAGUUGGUGAGGUACAUCCUCCUUUCCUGUUUAUGGUUUUUCUAAACACUUUUCCUGUUUUCCACAAGCAUUAAGGGUAAAACUCACACAUAGAAAAGGGAAGCGUGUGCUUCUUGGAGUCAGCUUUGUGACUGCUACAGUAUUGAGUGGAAAUAGCUUUCUAACUCACUGAUAGAUUUUUAAAUGCUGAAUGAACUCAUAGGAAAUGAAGGCUGUGUGAUGGAACUUUCUAAUCCCUCUGUAUUCAUAACUUCAUUGAUGUCUAAGGUGCAGUAGAAAUAUGUACCUAUCUUAGUCAUUGACCUGAUCAGCAGUGGACUUUUAGAUUACUGAGAUGUUACCAGAAGGAAAGCGACGGUUUCCUUCUGCAGUCUUCAGAGAUCCUGAGUCAUGAAGAGCAACUCAGAGACUCAGAACAAACUCUGAGAAGUUAGUAUUACUUUCACCGGGUCAGAAGUCUGAAGGGUUGUUUCCUUGGAUAGUUAUGGUCCAAGCUUAGAUAUUAAUGCUCUGAGUUGCUUCUUGUGGGUGUAAAAGGAAAAGUAAUUAUUUGAUGUGAUAAUGGCUUUGAAAGCAUAAGAUAAAAAUUCAGGAAGCGAAAAGGGAUGCAGACAGAUCUAUCUGAUUCAUACAUCAUCAUGGUUCUAAAUAUAUUUCUGCUAAUGCACAAAGGUAUCAUUAUAAACACUUGUAUACACACAGUGACACUGAAAGAAAAUAAUUUCAGUAUGGAGAGUACUCACCAGAUAAUUCAGAACCUUUUGAAGAAGGUGGCAUGGAAACAAAUCCCUGCUCUUAUGGAAAAGACCCUUUGAUCCUCUGGCCUUGAUUUUCUGCUGCUGUAAACUGGCAGGGUUCCACUGAGGCCAUUUGUGUUCAUACAACAGGCGGGAUCCUGGUAUUUACAGCUUUCUUAGCUGAAAGAAUUCAAAGCCAAAUCAAUUGCUGAUUUAACUCUACUGAAUGUAAGGCAAUAUGUAUAGCCCAUUAUCUUUAUGAGAAAAUAUUUAAAUGCUGAGACAAUGCAAACUAAACCUUAUCUUUAAUUGUUCAGUUAUUAAUUUUACACAAGUCAUUUUGGUGUUUCUCUAGUGGUGUGUGCUUAGAACAUUGUUUUUGCUUUGAUAAAAAUAUCAGAUACGUUUUCAAGUCAUGUUCAAAUAGUGAAACUUGAUUAUAUACAUAACUACUAAGCAUUCCCACUUCCUUUGAAAUUUUUCUCCCUCUGCAUCUUGGCGAGGGUCAGAAAUGGACUUAGCAUUAUCUCAAACUUGUUUUAAAAUUGUCUGCCAUCCUUUGUGAGAACAUGUACUUUGUUAUAAAGGAGGAUUCUCUGUUUGUAGCGAAACACUAACUUCAAUUUCCUAAUUAUUCAGCAACUUCAUGCAUGUCACAAUGUGGUUCAGUAGCCACCCAGUAUCAAAGGGGCACUUGGAUAGCAGGCUGAUUUGUAUCCUGUUUUUCCCUACCCUUGGUUUUACUCGGGAAUGUAAGGGAAAAUAGGAAGGCAGCGACUGGGAAGGGCUGAGGAAGGGGUUUGUUAGCCCUGUUUGCUUGCUGCAGCUGUGCUGAGAAGGCAUCUCACAGCCCUCCUCCACAGGCUGAAGCUCAGCUGGGGCUUGCUCAGGCCACCCACUACAAAGUGAGGAAGCCCCUGAUAAGGGAUCUCUCUGGCCUCUAGUUCCCUGCACUGCAGAGCCGAGUGCUUUCACAAGCUCCGGCAUUCCCACCAUCGUGUGCUUUCUUGUGGUGAGGUGUCAGUUGGCACAGGUGGGUCUGAGGUGCUGCAUGUGUCCUGGACCGUGCUGAGAGGGACAGGCCCUCCCCACACUCCUCCUGGGCACUCCCAGGUGCUACAUGUUUGUCUAUCCCCUGGGAAAACAAAGCUGACAGUUUUCUCUGACAUGGUACUAAUUAAUUUCACCUCAAAAGAUUGAGGAUUAAGGGCUCCUCGAAAGGUGACGAGAACACUGAGUUUGUGACUGCUGGCUGUUGGAAGUGAUGCCUUGUUUUUUGCUGGCAAGAUACUGUAAGCCAGUGUGGCAGGUGUACAAGCUGUGAAAAGCCACGGAGUUAGAACGGAGAUCAUUUUACUGCUUGUUUAUGAGAAGUUUGCAAGAAGAAAAGCAAGUAUUAGAAAGUACCGUCAUUUGUAUGGACAGGCCAGUUUAUUUGCGAUUGCAGUGCCCCACAGUUAAAAUGGAAAUCAAUUUUAAUGCCUUAUGAAAAUGCAGAAAUAUUUGUCUCGUUUAUUGCACUUCCAAAAAGGACAGAUAAUAAAAUUCCCCUGAUUAACAAUCUGUAAUUUUAUGUGCUCUGUGGUGUCUAGUUCAGAACAUCUAUCCACAUAAACAUGCUUCAAAAUAAUAAGCAAAGAUAGAUCUGAACAAACUCCCUAAAUCUAACUUCACUCUGAAUUCCAGGCUGUAGUAACUGUCUCUGUAUAUUCAAAGCCCUCUCUGAUCUGAAUAUGCCCAAGCUUUGAACAAGUAAAUACUUUACUUUAAAAAUCUUUAACCAAACAUUCCUCAAGCAACCAUUUAGUAUGCGUUUGGACUACAAACAAAAACCCCAAAGCAACUGGGGACCUGCCUAUAUGAAAAGAACUUGCAGAACACAAUUAGAAUUACUGCAUUAUACAGGGAGAUAAUAGUAUUCUAAAGAGUAAAAUUAAAUGGAAAAAGAUAUUUUUCAGGAGAGUGAACUAUAUUAAAAUAUUUUGUUGGCUUGAUAAAAUUCUUGAGAACCUUUCAAUGCACAAUUGAGAAAUGAGUGUAGACAUUCAGUAAUUCAUGUGGAUUUACAACAGUUAUCUCUCGAGCAAUUAAAAUGAGAUUAAAAAAUGUGUGGGAUUCUUCAGUGUAUUUUGUGGCAGUUCUAAGACCAUAAAUUAAGGCUUUAGCCUCAUUAUAUCAUAUGUUACAACAGAAUUUGUUCUUUUGUGGCUGCUGUGGUUGAGUACUUGGGCAGCACUGUUUCUGGAGUGCAGGUGUGUACUUGCAUCAAGUAAACCUCACAUUCAGUAAGCUUUCUUGAAUCCAUCUGCUUUUCUGUGCAUUUGUAUAAAGCCUUGUAAUAUGCAAUACGAUAUGCAUAAUUCUUAGAAAGAGGCCUCAUUUAUUAUGUUGCUAAUGCUCCUCAGAAUAACUUAGCUAGAGGACAAAUUCUGCCAAUUACUUGGAAGUGUUAACUCUGCCAGUUAGAUUUGCUGAAUUUUGUACAUUUGUUCUUUGAGGGAGAAAUGUUGAAAUACAUUUUUUUCUUCCUCUCUUCCUUAUUUUUUAUUUUGUCACUCCUCUGUGAGAUUUACAACCAGCUUCUCUGCACUUGACAAGAUACUACAUUAAUCCAAUGAGCUUCUUUCCUGUUGGAUAAAAUUUCACUGUAAAAAAGAUGGAAGGCUGGUGCCUGGGCCAGGAAACAUCAAAGCAUCAUUAGCAUUUCACGCACCAGCUUAGCAUUUGCAAAGCUUUCAAAAACAAACAGUUGGUAAAAUACAAAUAAUGGUCAGCUGGCUUACAGAAUGAAAAUUUAAUUCCAAAUUGCCUUUGUUAAAGUUAGCUACCUGCACGUCAGUUCCUCUGCCCACCAAGGAUUCUGUUCACUAACAUAUUUCAAAAUGCAGACUGUCAAAAAUAUUGACAGCUAGCACUAGCUGAAUAGCAUUUCCUGCAGCAAAACUGUGAUCUGUUUAAGGCUCUUUGUUUGGGGUUGUGAAACAUUUCUUGAAUUCUGCAGAUUUAUUUGCCAUGCAUGAACAUUAAUAACAUAAACUGUAAAAAAAAAAUAAUGGCCCAGUGGAUAUCUCUUCCUGCUGAGAGCAGGGAGAAGAGAGCUGAUGGGAAGCGAGGUUGUCUGAACAGCCAAAUAUUGCCUGCAAAUGUGACAUUUCAUGUCUUCCUUUUCGUUCUUUUGCAAUAUUAGUAUGAGAAUCCUGGUUAUCAAAAGAGUUGGCUGAAUAACACCCUUUCUCAGAUCCCCAAACCCAGAUUUAUGAAUAUAUUGGUGAAUCAGCCAUCCAAAUUCAGAUAGCUAUUAUUCCAAGGGUAAUAGUAUCACUCGGGCCGUAUUUUACAAUGUGCUUGCAGCUGAGGGCAUUUCUCAAUUGACAGUAUUAAGCCUUCAUCACAAAUGUUUGAAUAAGUGUUUAUCUGGUACUGCUUAUUAUCCAAUAAUUCUCAAAAUUUCAAUUUUUUCUUUUGAAAAUUUUCACUUGCUGCCCCAGAACCAACAGAUCAAAUUCAACCUUCAAAGGUGAUACCGGAAAAAAUACUUUGGGGUGCUCUGAACAGAAGUGAUGAAAUUAAGAAUGAAAUAAAAUGAAAUGAUGUUAGGUUUAGGAGGAUUGCUGAAAUUGGUAUCUACUAAACUCUGGCAAUAAUUCUGAAGUUGGUGGAGCUCAUUUUGCUAAGGGCAAUUAAAAAAUGCCUGAAAAAAUAUUGCAGAAUAUGCUAUAGUAACAGUAUACUGCAUCAGCCAGGAGCUGGAUUUGAUUAAUAUUUUUCCUCUAAGGCUUGGUAUACAUGAGAACGAAUGGUUGAUGUCUGAAACAAUUUUAUUUGUUAAGGCUUGGGAUUUCAGUUUUACUUGUUAAGACUUGGGAUUUCAGUUCUCAUAAUUGAAAAAGACUGCUUCGAUGUAUUGAUGCAGGUUUGGUCUGACUAUUUUAGUUCCAGAGCAUCUCUACAAGCUCUUGAUUUGUACGCAGGCUGGACAGUCAAUUUAUGAAGCGUCACUGCCAGCAUUUGCAGAAAUGAGAAAUGAUAUAUUAUUUAAAUAUUUUGCUUUUCUGAACAGCUUAGUUACAUUAAAAUUGCACGGUAAGAUAGCAGAAGUGGCUUUCCCCCCCUGCUUUUAAAAAAGGUUAAUUUAGAAGCAAACUUGAAGUGGAAUGUUGGAUCGGAACCACAUUAGUGCUUUGAGAAAACCUGUACCUGCAUGCAGCUCUAUCUCAUGACAUUGUGGCUCAGCCUUAAGCUCUUUGCCUAAGUAAAUGACAUCACUCUUGAUCUUAUUUUGGAACAUACAAGGCUAAGCUUUUUCCAGAAUCCAAAAAUGCCAUCAACUUAAUAUUUGCAGAGCGUGCUUUUUCUACUCUUUAUUCUUCUUCCCCUUAUAAAUCUUGCAAUCAAUAUCAUAUAAUACACAGAGAACAGGAUAUGGCAUUGCCACGUUUUUCAGCAGGAGUGGGGAACAUUCUACUUGCCAAGAGCUGAAGAGGCCAUUGAAAUGCCUUUAGUUGGCCUCUUGUCAAUUUGGAUGGGUAUAUAUUGACUUAAGUUCACAUUUCCCAUAUUUUUGUGAUUUAUUUGUGUUACCCAAAUCAGGGAGGUUGAAAUAAUUUGGGCCAAAACUCAGUUCAGUGAACUCCAAAAUAUUCUGUCUUUUGGUCACUAUAAAUUCCUCUUGAUUCAUCCCAUCACUGCUCUGUCAACCAACACACCCAACACAGGGACUCUCCCUGUGCCCUCGUGUAGUUGGACUCUUGUAUAACAUUGCAGGUUCCCUGGGACGCUUCCAGUGAAUUGCAGCUUACCCAGAGCUGACUGUUUUUUAUUUAUUUUCCCUUCGAAAACACGCUUCCACAUAACCCUGCCUCACCCUGUUCUUCCCAAAGGGAUGGCUAGAGCAGAUUAUCAAUGCGUAGAUCAUUUACCUCUUGUUGGUUUAACUGAGUGUUCAGUUUUGCUUGUCAGUUUACCUUCCCUAACCUUUAUUUUCCAGAUGGAAUUCUACUUGUAGUGCCCAGCACUGAGAAAACAAAAAUCUGUUUCUUUAAGACAUCACAAUAUUAGCAUUCGGAAAGAUGUUUACUGAUAUAUUCAGCAAGAGAGGAAACUGAUUGCUACUUCACGGUGAAGUUUCUGUGUUUUAAAUGUUAAUUGUUUUUAAGCACUUUGGAGUUUUCCGUGGCCUCUAGGUCUUUUUUUUUUUUUUCCUAUAAAUGAUAGUUGAUACAAUCUCUUACGAAAUGGGGUUAAAAAAAAAAUACUUUGCUGUCCUAGUUUCAAGUAACCUUCUGAAGUUCAAGUGGACCAAUUACACAUAAGAGGACAACAACUUUUGUAAAGCUUCAUUUGAAUCCCAGAGGGGAAAAAUGAUAGAAAAUCAAUUAACUUUCCACAUGAAAAAAUAGCUCAUAUUGCUAAGCUUUCCUUGCAUAGUUUCUUGAUUAUGUUUGGAAGCAAAUUGCCUUGAUUAUACCUUUGACGGGAAGGAAAGCCUUUUAAUUAAUUUAAUACAUGCUAUAGCAGUGCUAAAUUGUAUCAUGGAACUAUUAAGUGGGCCUCCACUGAUAUUUUUGCCCUGUUGAAAAUGGAUAUUGCUCGCUUAGUGAGUCAUGCUCUUGCUGGGUUGACGCCAUUAUCUGUUCAUUGCAGAGCAUGUGAUAUAGAAGCUAUUAGGGCCAUUCAUGUAUAUGAGUGGCUAAAUGGAGUAAACAAAAAGCCAAUUUCAGUGAAGAGUCUGAAAUGUUUCCUUUGGUCAAAAUUUUGGAGAAAUUUGAGCUACACUUCAGUCUCUUGUACCCACAGUGGGGACUGAACCAGGCACCUGAGCCCUAACACAACCCCUGCUUGGGAAUAUUCAGGCUUCAUAUCUAAUUUCUGCUGGUCCUAGACUGAAAUGAGAAGUGAAAGUGAUUCUCUGUGUCAUGUACUGACAGGUGGUCCUCAAACUGCUGUUUAGCUAUGAGCUAUUGAUAGUGAAUUUGUUGUAGCAUUGAGUACGUGAGCUUCUUCUUAAAAUCAGUGUUUGUCUCAGGCUCUUAGCUGAAAAUAAUUGCAUUUGUUGUGUUUGCUGAGAAUAAAAUUUUUAAAUGAUACUAUUAAUUCAAGUGUUCAAAAUAUAUUGAGAAACAGUAUGUUCUUUUUACAAAGAAUGUGUUCUUGUAUCAUUAAUGGUGUUAAAUUAUAUAUUUGAAAUACAAUUAAUAUUAAGAAAUAUCUUGA
Molecule: messenger RNA, 9970 nt
Organism: Numida meleagris (helmeted guineafowl)
Lineage: Eukaryota; Metazoa; Chordata; Aves; Galliformes; Numididae
Gene: IFTAP
Product: chromosome 6 C11orf74 homolog
Exons: 7
Coding region: 184-831 (215 amino acids)
Biological process (GO): spermatogenesis; acrosome reaction
Cellular component (GO): 9+0 non-motile cilium; cytosol
Molecular function (GO): intraciliary transport particle A binding
Source: RefSeq, a predicted model, not a curated record